CAUACCCAUGGGAACAAACUAUGUCCCUCUGUUAUCCGACUUGGUUUUGUUUUCAUACAAAGCCUAUGAUGAGGAAGAGUUGAAGAACAGUUAACAAGGACGAGUACCAUACAAAGCUGUUAAGUUUCAUCAAUUGACGUUGUGCUAUCUUUAAAUAACAAAACACUUUAUUGACUAUAUACCCUGUAUAAUUCGAAAUGAAGACACAACAUCAAUUUUUACUUAUAACGUAACAAGCAGGGACAGGUUACACAUAGGCAGUAUGAUAAGUGUGAUGCUUUCAAUUGUUAUUUUACCAUUUCAAGAUAGUAACAUCCUUCAUAAAGCUGCCUUUAGUGGUAACAUUUCUCAUUUGAUUUAUUUUUCAAACAACUGUUUCCGUUAUCAAGACUUCCGUGGCAGACGUCGACUACGCACAGAAAACAAAUCCAAUCCAAUCAAGUAAACUAUAAGUUUUCGAGAGAUGCAGAAAAUGGUCGGUUUGAGGCACCGCGCUAUUUCUCAUUUUGAGAUUUUUGAAAUGUUUGAUAUUUCGAAGCAGAAGACGUCUACUCUGACGGAACAUCGGUUCUGAAUCAUGUUGUACUUUAUCAAGGGUCUCUAUGCAAACCUGUGUUUGCUGUCAAAAUCUGCCCUUGUUUUGUGUUAGACUUACAGGUUUGUUAUUAUGGCGGUAUCCUCUGUUGCUUUUGUUAAUCUCGGUUUUGAUCUUUUGAAUUAGAAUUACGUUUUCAUGAUUAUGUGGGUAUUCUCUGUUGUUUAUAUUAACGUUUUAACCUCGUUUUCGCAAUUUAAGAUUAGAGGUAGGGAUUUAUUGACACUUCAAUAUCCUUUUGUUCUAGUUAGUAGCCUUACUGAGAGGGAUUAAUCUGAAGGAAUCACCUGGGUGAUUUAAAAUACCUGAUGCAAUAAUAGCGUACUUACUCGCAGUAUCAUUUUAAAUUCCACUAAGGAAGUUAUUGGAUGAUUAAUACUGAUUUUCCAAUAAUAGAACAAUUUUACAUAAAACGAAUUCCUCCGGAGGACAAUGGAAUGAUAUUCUGGAACAUUUUCUUCGGGCUGGUAAAGUAAAUAUGAUAAAAGUUAUAUGACACAACCAAUAUAAAUAUCGUAUGGGUUAUGUUAUAUAACUUCUAUCCCACAAGGGGAUGGCACGAAAUCGGUGACAAUAACUCUCUGUUUGGACCCUUACCUGUACAUAUCAACACGCCAUCUACACACAUAUAGAUCGUAUAACAAGUUAUUGUUUUUAAGCUUUGUUAGCUUAACCCAUCAGAAAAUAGCUUGUCGGGCAUAGCUAAAAUGAUUUUUUUCUUGUUUCCUGUUUUUCUAACAAGAAAUUAUAGAUCCUUCCAUAUCCUUACCUAUUAAAAAGACAAGUAAUUACAUUGUAGUGAUUAAAUAAUGUCUGUUUAUAUGUAUAUAGAGAGUGCAGAUAAUAGCUUACUGCAAGAAAACAACGACAAACACAUGGAUAUAUAUGUGUAUAUGUAUAUUCGUUCAAUUCAUUACCUUAAAGUAAAUAGCCUCAUUGUCUUAAAACACACGUAUGUUGAAGGUGUUAAACAUUUGUUUGGCAGAGGUUCUUCUUGUUAAUGUAGUAGGCGACAUGUACACCAUCGUAUGCUUGAGUACACACGGGUAUUUUUUCUACGUAAGAGAAAACUGUACGCUGAAAGCAGGUCACGUGUCUCCUUAUAAAUGUACCACUUCCUCAAUUCACCAUAAGGAAAUCAACUGACAUGGCAGUCUAUUUUGACUAUGUUGUUCUUGUUGGAUUGGUCGGUAUGACUACUUGUUUUGAAGGGACUUUACGACUUAUUGGAGGAGAUGACCAGUAUGAAGGAAGACUAGAGGUUUACCACGAUGGCGAAUGGCAGUCAGUUUGUAACGACUACUGGAACGAUGAUAAUACCAUCGUCGCGUGCAGGCAACUUGGAUUAAAAGGAGGAUCAUGGAAAAAUGGAGAUUCGGGUGAUGGAACGUUUUGGUUAACAGAUGUAGAUUGUGAUGGGACUGAAGAUCGUAUUGAAAAUUGUUACUCCAAACCCAUCGUAUCUACCAAAUGCAAGGACGAGCACAAUGCCUAUGUUUAUCAAACGUGCAAACCACCAAAGGGUAAAUGUAACCAUGAACUGGUUAUCGACCUUUUGAUACAAUUAGAUGGCGUUUUACGGUUACAAGAUGGACCGAUACAAAAUGAGGGCAGACUAGAAAUAUAUCACGAUGAAGAAUGGAGAGCAAUAUGUGAUCAUAAAUGGAAUACAUUUCCUCAGAAUGCACACGUUGCAUGUCGUCAACUUGGUUAUAAAGGCGGAUCAAGUCGAACAGCUGGAUAUUUAGAACGGUCUAGAAGUCUUAAGUUUUGGAUGGACGAUAUAAAGUGUCUCGGUAACGAAACUCACAUACAGGACUGUUCCUUUAGAGGUUGGGGAAUUGAGAACUGUUACUACUACUUUGACCAAAUUUAUGUAGCAUGCGACGAAUAUAAAGGUGGUUCUGACCAGUACGAGGGCCGACUGGAGGUAUAUCACGCCGGUCAAUGGGGCUCUGUCUGUAUUUAUCGAUGGGAUAACUUUGUGUUAAAUGCCCAUGUAGCCUGCCGACAGCUCGGUCACACUGGUGGUUCGUUCAGACCAGUCACUGUCACAGAGCGAGGUGAGGGACAGUUCUGGUUGGACGGCAUUGAAUGCAACGGCGAUGAAGUUAAUUUGAACGAUUGUAAUUUCAACGGUUUGGGGAGUGAGAACUGCUCCCAUUCCGAAAACGACGACGUAUUCCUUCAGUGUAAUCCUAACGAAGGGGCUGUGCAGCUUGUCGAUGGAACUAACCGCUACAAUGGACUUGUACAAGUUUUUAACAAUGGGAACUGGAAAUCCCUUUGCAAUGAUGUCUGGACAAACGAUAAUUUGAAUGUCGUAUGCCGGCAAUUUGGAACAACAGGAAACAGAAGCGAAGAAAGAGACUUUCCUGAUGGAUUAUACUUUUCUGGGGAUUUCCUAUGCCGAGGUUCUGAAGAAUAUAUACUGAAAUGUUUGUAUCGCGAUAGAGCAUGUUCAUCCCGUGAAAGAGUCGUGGUGACAUGUGGAAUUCCAGCUUCUUCUCGAAAUGGAAGGUGUGAUAUUGACUUACAAGAGACCUGUGAAGAAACUCUUACGUGUCAGGAGGUUAACGGAUUUGGCAGAUGUGUAUGUAAUGACGAAUCUUUUUGGGAUGGAAGUACAAACAAAUGCAAAGACAAGUUUCUGUUCAAUGAAAUGUGUGAUCCGCUCAUCGAUGACGUAUGUACCAGCGACUUGUCAUGUAAACCUACAAAUGGAUCCACAACAUUAAAGUGCCUAUGUCAGGAGAUUAGAUUCUGGGACAUCUCUAUCAAGAAAUGUCGUAGAAGAACCAGUUUGCAAGGAAUAUACGUCAAAGACAGGAUGAAUAUCACUGAUGCAAUAGCAAUUUGUGAAAAUAAUUAUGAAGGACAAUUGGCUACAGAGGAACAUCGUCUACAUGUAUUCCCGAAAUGCAUGGACUUUGCCGAAGACAUCUGGGUCAUGGACACAUCAUUUUUUAUGGCAGAAAAUCUCUCUGAGAGCUGUGCGAAAGUUAAACCAAGACGAGGGAAUUGA
Molecule: messenger RNA, 3620 nt
Organism: Pecten maximus
Lineage: Eukaryota; Metazoa; Mollusca; Bivalvia; Pectinida; Pectinidae
Product: neurotrypsin-like
Exons: 13
Coding region: 1743-3620 (625 amino acids)
Cellular component (GO): membrane
Source: RefSeq, a predicted model, not a curated record